CUCCGCCGCAACCUGCAGCCCACGCUCACCUACUGGAGCGUCUUCUUCAGCUUCGGCCUGUGCAUCGCCUUCCUGGGGCCCACGCUGCUGGACCUGCGCUGCCAGACGCACAGCUCGCUGCCCCAGAUCUCCUGGGUCUUCUUUUCGCAGCAGCUCUGCCUCCUCCUGGGCAGCGCCCUCGGGGGUGUCUUCAAGAGGACCCUGGCCCAGUCCCUGUGGGCCCUCUUCACCGCCUCUCUGGUCAUCUCCCUGGUGUUUGCCGUCAUCCCCUUCUGCAGCGAUGUGACGGUGCUGGCUCUGGUCAUGGCGCUGGCGGGCCUGGCCAUGGGCUGCAUCGACACCGUGGCCAACAUGCAGCUGGUGAGGAUGUACCAGCAGGACUCGGCUGUCUUCCUGCAGGUGCUCCAUUUCUUUGUGGGUUUCGGAGCGCUGCUGAGCCCCCUGAUCGCCGACCCCUUCCUGUCUGAGGCCAGCUGCCUGCCGGGCAAUAGCACAACCAACGUCACGUCCAGAAGCCACCUGUUCCGUGCUGCCGGGGUCCUCAGCCAGCAUCAUCACACUGAGACCCAGCUGUGGCCCAACCAGACGGUCACUGGGCUGCCCCAGAAGCACGGGGCCAGGACUCAUGUGUCCUACGCCUUCUGGAUCAUGGCCCUUAUCAAUCUUCCAGUGCCCUUGGCUGUGCUGUUUCUGCUGUCCAAGGAGCGGCUGCUGACCUGCUGCCCCCAGAGGAGGCCGCUGCUCCUGUCUGCAGAUGAGCUGGCCAUGGAGACCCGGCCUCCUGAGAAAGAAGACACCUCGCUGCCCCCGAAGUUCCAGCCACACCCAGGGCCCGAGGAUCUGUUCAGCUGCUGCCGAAGGAAGAACUGCAGAGGCGCCCCUUACUCCUUCUUCGCCAUCCACAUCACAGCCGCCCUGGUCCUGUUCAUGACAGAUGGGAUGACGGGGGAGUACUCUGCCUUCGUGUACAGCUAUGCAGAGGAGAAGCCACUGUCUGUUGGGCACAAAACGGCCGGCUACCUCCCCAGCCUCUUCUGGGGCUUCAUCACCCUGGGCCGGCUCAUCUCCAUCCCCAUCUCCUCGAGAAUGAAGCCAGCCACCAUGGUUUUCAUCAAUAUGGUUGGCGUGUUGGUGACAUUCCUGGUCCUGCUUAUUGUCUCCUACAACGUCAGCUUCCUGUUCGUGGGGACAGCGAGUCUGGGCCUGUUUCUCAGCAGCACCUUCCCCAGCAUGCUGGCCUACACUGAGGACAUUCUGCAGUACAAGGGCUGUGCAACCACGGUGCUGGUGACCGGGGCAGGGAUUGGCGAGAUGGUCCUCCAGAUGGUGGUUGGUUCGCCCUUCCAGUCCCGCGGCAGCUAUAGCUUCCUGGUCUGUGGCAUGAUCUUUGGUUGCCUGGCUUUUACCUUCUAUAUCUUGCUCCUGUUUUUCCACAGGAUGCACCCUGGGCCCUCAUCAGCUUCUACCCAAGACAAACCACUUGGACUGGAAAAUGCUGAGUCCUACCAGAGGUAAAAGCGUGUUGAGGAGAGAAGCAGAGACCUCCAGCUUCUCACACACCGCACGACCAUACUGCGUAAGAAAGCCGCAGUCGGAGG
This is a messenger RNA of Tupaia belangeri chinensis (Chinese tree shrew), 1598 nucleotides long. RefSeq names its product solute carrier family 60 member 1 (gene SLC60A1). The annotation marks the transcript as partial. Lineage: Eukaryota; Metazoa; Chordata; Mammalia; Scandentia; Tupaiidae. Gene Ontology annotation, biological process: transmembrane transport. Gene Ontology annotation, molecular function: D-glucose transmembrane transporter activity. The record is from RefSeq and is a predicted model, not a curated record. The transcript has 10 exons.